AUGUGCGACACAUCGAUCACGGACAUCGUGCGGCACUUCGUGUGCAUCGGAUACGCCCAUUCCGACAUCUACAACUUCUUGACACUAUUAGACAAUAAUCCGAGCAUCGAAAGAAAGCCCGGUUCCGGACGGCCGACAACCCGGAGCCAAACAGUGAAAAAGUACCUGGCAAACAUGAACACACAUAUCAGAAAGCGGAUGUCGCGUCCACUGAUUUUGGAGCUGCAGGAAAUGACGCAGCGGCAGCUAUGGUCGUCCUCGUCCUCAGAAGAAGACCUCAAUGAACGACGAGCCACGCUACCGAGCACAAGCAGCACGAGCGACCAUCCGAGCCGACACCAGCAGUCCCAGCAGCAGCAGCAGCAGCACCAUCACCAACAGCAAACUCCCGGCAGUAGCCACAGCGUCAGCAAGCAGCGUCUCCAUCCGUCAACCUCGUCAUCGUCUUCAUCGUCGUCGUCGUCGUCAUCAUCAUCGUCAUCCUCUUCGCCGUCAUCGGGGGGUACACUAGAGAAACCGCAUCGUUCGGCCAGCAGAAGGAAGACCGAAUCGGCAGUGGAGCACAAGGCGGACAGACUGAGCCGACGAGAACGUAAGGAAAAGCAACAGCAAGAGGACCAAGGGCAGCAGGACAAGCAACGUCAACGAACCCGUUAG
Molecule: messenger RNA, 657 nt
Organism: Malaya genurostris
Lineage: Eukaryota; Metazoa; Arthropoda; Insecta; Diptera; Culicidae
Product: vitellogenin-like
Exons: 3
Coding region: 1-657 (218 amino acids)
Source: RefSeq, a predicted model, not a curated record